Messenger RNA from Vespula pensylvanica (western yellowjacket), 3737 nucleotides. RefSeq names its product wolframin (gene wfs1). Gene Ontology annotation, biological process: calcium ion homeostasis; endoplasmic reticulum unfolded protein response. The transcript is spliced from 6 exons. Gene Ontology annotation, cellular component: endoplasmic reticulum membrane. Gene Ontology annotation, molecular function: protein binding. The coding region runs from base 294 to 2804 and encodes 836 amino acids. Lineage: Eukaryota; Metazoa; Arthropoda; Insecta; Hymenoptera; Vespidae. The record is from RefSeq and is a predicted model, not a curated record.
AAUGUAACAUGCGCCUACCUCUGUCAGCCACAUUGUCGAUAGUCGCAUUGUUUAGGCGGCCUCGUUUGUAUCGUAAAGGAAAUACGUGUUCGUUAUUCUUAUGUGGAUAAAUGAUAAAUAAUAUUAAUAAAAAAGAUUCGGACGUCAAAGUUGGUUGAUAACGCUUUUACAAUGGCUGGCAUUAUGCCGUUGUCAGGAAGACCCGGUAGAAAACAAUGGACGUUACACGGUGGUAAUUACUGUUCCAAAAAAGUAAUGGAACACGCGGUUCUCUUAGACGAUUACGAUCUCAAAUGGCAGAGGAUGGAUGUCCAGAAUCUCAAGUAGUUUUAGCCAAACAACUUUUGGAAGAAAGAUGUGAUUUGGAAGUUGAUAAAGAAGAAAAUGCAAAAUUGGGCGUUUAUUGGUUAACUAAAGCCUCGGAACAAGGAAAUUUAGAGGCAACGGAAAUUCUUAAACAAUGUUUAGCUACAGGUCGUGGGAUUACAGAACAUAAUUACUACGAUGUUAAAAAUUGUUUGGAUAUGACACAAGAUGAAAAACUAGCUAAAAAAGCUGCAAGGGAAAUGUUUACUAGUUUAUCAAACGGUGAGGAUUUUAUAACAACGGAACAACUACAAAGAUGUAUGAGGGAUGUAACAUCUCCAUCUAGUAGUAGAUUCAGUAAUUGUCAGUCACCUAAGUCAUCAUCCAGUGCUUCAGACGAGAAGCUAAAUGAUGUUUUAAGUAAUAAGUUUAGUCGAAAUGGGCUUCCUGAAGAUAAUACAUCCAUAAAAGAGGAAAGUAAAAUACACAACGUAACUUAUGACUGGAUGGGUCAUCAAAGCGAAAAAAUAACUGAAGCAGCUUUAGUAUCUGCAGCUACAAGCUAUGCUCAUGGAAUGCUCCCAAUGGUUUCUCGUACAUUGUGUAUGGUAGACUCACCUGAAAUGGAAUUAGCUGCUAUUCCUCUUUUACAAAGACCGUUCAUUCAUCCGUUAGCAUCCUUAAAGUGUUUCUAUAUUUGGUUAAUAGAGAUAAUAGGCCAUAAGAGUAGACCGAUUAUAAAAGUCCUUUUCACAUCAAACAUACAUAUACUUUUGUUACUUUUGUUGUAUUCCUUGUUUGGAACAGAAAGUUUAAUACUUUUCAUUCCAAUGGCGCUCUAUUAUCUGUCUUUUAUUGUAAUGGUUAUUUCUACCUUCCAGAUGUUACACAGAAAGCGUAAAUUGAAUAAUUUCCGUGUAUGGUCACGCCUAUUCCUCAGUUAUUCAGGUGGUAAUCUAAAUCCUGAGGAGGCAGAGUAUCAAUUUUGUUGCAAUAAUUUAAAGCCCUAUGGUCAUUUCUUUCUUGCUUUAUUGCUCAAUCUAAUGAUUUAUCCUGCGAUAGCUCAUCAAUGGACCCCACAAUCUGAGUUCACUAUUAUUUCUGUUACGUUGACAUUAGUGACAUUACUCAAUUUUAUGUGGAAUAAUUCAUCGAAUUUUCCUGAUCUUUUAGCUCUCUUUAGUUUUGGCGUGCAUGUACUCGCAAAAUAUCCUUAUGAAACGGAUAUUGUUGUUGCGCAAGGUUGGAGAUUCCUCGAUAUACGAGUACCUACGUUUGCUUCCUAUGUUGUUGGUAAUGGCAUUGAAUUCUGCCUCAAUUUUCGUGUUGUUUUCUAUUUGUUGAUACCAGCGGUUUUUUGUAAAAUGGCUGCUAGAGAAAAUUGGCGUGGCACAUACAAAACUUUAAUUCCUCAUUGCGUCACCCUAAGCUGGUGGCAGAUAGCAAUAUUUAGUUCGCAAAGUGCGACAUGGUAUGGUUUAAUUAGGGGUGCUCUCGCAUUAGUCGGUAUGGUACUUUUUCUGCCAAUUGCUGGUUUAGCUUCUAUUAUUUUGCCAAUUAUAGCAGCUGCAAAGUAUUUAUCAGAAAGUGAUUUGGCAAUGAGAAUAAUUGUAACUGCCAUACUUGGAGGAUUACCAUUCGUUGCUUCUUGGUACAUGAGGAGAUUAAGAACUCCAAGAUUUAAUUGGAUCAUCACUGUUGUGCAGCUCGUUUUAGGCACAAGUGCUGCUAUAUUUUUAUCAUGGCAAGUGAUAACAGAAUAUAAAGAAGAUUCUGAUAACAAUUCCUACGAAAUUGCAGCCACAUUAUCGUGGGAGCAAUACCAAAAUCAUUGUCACCAACCUGCAUGGGAAGAUAUAUCAUCGAAGGCGCAAGUACAAAUUGAAUGCGCUCACUUAGAAGGCAUUCCAAUCUCAUGGGAGGGUUACGUAACAAAUGUUCGGUUAAAAUCGAUUAAAAACAAUAUUGGUACAAUAUUACGCAUGCUACCUGACAGUAUUAGAACUACGUUCAGCUGUACAUACGGCGAACCGUAUAAAGAAAAUUGUGAUACGUACGACGAAAUACGUAGAAAGAAUUGUGAACAUUUUGUAAAUAUUCAAAAGAAAAGGCAUAAGUGUCAUUUUCCUGCAUGGGAUCAAUAUGAAUUUGAAAUUUUUGUCAAAAUGAAAAGUGGUAUAUGGAGAAGCAAUGCAGAAAUCGUGCUCAUUGCAGAUCACUCAUUUACCAAUUUUAGUUUAAGUAUAUAUCCACGUGAUAAAAUUUGGUUUUCUGGUACGUUAUCGAACACAGGUUUAGAAAAGGAAUCUUUGCUUGGUGGUGGGGAGCCUCACAUUGAAUUAGAUGAGAUUAGUUGUUUAGCCUGUCAUUCUGCUGACCUCAAGUCUUUUAAACGACACAAAUAUCACAUAACAUUAACUUCAAUAGUGAAUAAUUUCUGGCUUGGCAUAAAGACUGUUCUUAAUUUUUUACUAAAUCCUAUCGUUUUAUUUAAGUAAUUCUAAUGCAUUCGUGACAGGAAAAAUAACUUUUUUUCCUUUCGAAAAAGUACAUGCUUAUACGAAUAUCGUACAAAUGUAUUUAAAAAGUGACAAACACUUUUUCCUUAAUACUUGGUACGAAAAUAACUUCACAAUGGUUAAUCUUUAUCCUAAAUAGAUCAUGAUAGUUGUGUCCCGAAUGGCAGAAAUAAUAUAAUUCAUUAAGCACAUACUUAAGCUGUAUUAUCAUGUUUUAUAUUACCUCAGUCAGUCAUUUUAAAUUCAUAUUUUAUUCUAAAAUAUCUAUUUUAUAAAAUCUGAAUAUGUAUGCGUACAUAUAUAUAUUUUAGGAAUAACAUUUAUCCGUAUGCUUUACUGCCAUUCAAAAUGGAGAAUAUGCUUAAUAUUUUUCUAUUACAUUUUCAGGAUAUGAAGAAAAUGAAAGUUUUGAAUUUAAUUUUGACAGAAAUAUAAAACUUAAUAAACGAUUUCAGUAAUAUUGUAUUGUAUCUUAGAUUAUAGAUACUGAAAUCUAAUUUAAUUAAAAUAAUUAAUAUUUAGGAAAUAUUUUAAUUUUUCCAAAACAUAAUAAUAGCACACAUACAAAAAAUAGUAUAACUAAAUUAACAACUAUUACCUAUUGAUAUGUAAAAUGAUAACAGAUCAUAGAGAAACUAUGUAUCUAGAAUAGACAUCAAACUAAUCGACAUAACGAUAAACUAGGACAACGUAUUAAUACAAUUAUAUAUAUCUAAAUAUUACGAAUACAUGGACAAAAAACCAAACACUGUAUCAAGACAGAAAGGAAAAUUAAUGCUAUAUUGAUAUAAAUGUUCAAAAUCUCAAUGUAAGAUUCGAUAAGUAAUACAGAAACUACCAAGUCCAUAGAAAUAAUAAUACUACCUGAUGUAUCAUAUCAGAUAAUGAGGAUGAUGAAUAACAAAUAACAUA